Molecule: messenger RNA, 1110 nt
Organism: Neohortaea acidophila
Lineage: Eukaryota; Fungi; Ascomycota; Dothideomycetes; Mycosphaerellales; Teratosphaeriaceae
Product: aquaporin-like protein
Exons: 3
Coding region: 1-1110 (369 amino acids)
Biological process (GO): transmembrane transport
Cellular component (GO): plasma membrane
Molecular function (GO): water channel activity
Source: RefSeq, a predicted model, not a curated record
AUGAAGCGGCGCGACACCCCGACCCCCAACAAGAAUGAACUCCACCUUCCCGGCAUAGGCUACCUGCCGAACAAGGUGCGCAACCACUUCGUCGCCAUGGUCGGCGAGUUCAUCGGCACCUUCAUGUUCCUCUUCUUCGCCUUUGCCGGCACCCAGGUCGCCAAUGCCUCGAUUGCUGCUGCUACUGCCGGCGCUCAGACGCAUCCUGACGGCAAGAUUGCGCAGACGCCUAAUUCGGCGGGCUUGCUUUAUAUUGCUUUGGCGUUUGGGUUCAGUUUGGCUGUGAAUGUGUGGAUCUUUUUUCGAAUCUCCGGAGGCCUGUUUAACCCGGCAGUCACGCUCAGCCUGGCUCUCGUCGGUGCGAUCAACUGGACUCGCGCGGGUCUGGUUUUCAUUGCAGAGAUGCUCGGCGCCAUAUGCUCUGCCGCUGUUGUGUCAGCGUUGUUUCCAGGACCACUGAAUGUUACUACCACGCUCAGCGCCGAUACAUCACUGGCCCGCGGCUUAUUCAUCGAGAUGUUCCUGACCGCCGAGCUCAUCUUCACGAUCCUUAUGCUCGCCGCCGAAAAGCAUAAAGGCACCUUCCUCGCCCCCAUCGGCAUCGGCCUCGCUCUCUUCGUCGCCGAACUGGCCGGCGUCUACUAUACCGGAGGCUCGCUCAACCCCGCCCGCUCCUUCGGCCCCUGCGUCGCCAACGCCUCCUUCCCCACCGAUCACUGGGUCUACUGGGUAGGCCCGCUCCUCGGCGCCCUCGUAGCCGUAGGCUUCUACCGCUUCGUCAAACUCCUCGAAUACGAGACCGCGAACCCCGGCGCCGACUUUAACGAAAAAGAAGCCGAAGUCUUCGAGUUCGACGAGGACAACGCCGCGCGCGCACAAGACGUCGCCCGCCCGAAUAUCGCCCUCACGCCCUCUGCUGCGGAUUCUCAGCGCGUGAUGAGUAGGGAGAGUCAGCAGAUUCCUGGGUCGGGGAGUCGGUUGGGCAGUUCGCAGAGUGGGGGGAAGCAGUUUGGGGAUCUGGCGGCGUAUUCUAAUGGGCUUGUUGCUGAGGAGGGGAGGGCGGGGCGUGAUGGUCGCGAGGUGGCGACUUCGCCUGCUCCUGCGCGGUAA